Messenger RNA from Suhomyces tanzawaensis NRRL Y-17324, 898 nucleotides. RefSeq lists its product as uncharacterized. The transcript has a single exon. Lineage: Eukaryota; Fungi; Ascomycota; Pichiomycetes; Serinales; Debaryomycetaceae. Bases 49 to 846 code for a protein of 265 amino acids. Gene Ontology annotation, cellular component: cytoplasm. The record is from RefSeq and is a predicted model, not a curated record. Gene Ontology annotation, biological process: protein polyubiquitination; protein quality control for misfolded or incompletely synthesized proteins; proteasome-mediated ubiquitin-dependent protein catabolic process. Gene Ontology annotation, molecular function: protein-folding chaperone binding; ubiquitin protein ligase activity.
AUAAAACCUAGAACAGACUUUCGUUUCAAAAUCAAGUCAUUGCAUUAAAUGGAAAACUUAACUUCCAAAAUUUUUUCCAAGUUCUCACUUGGAAGCAAAGCAACUCAAUCAGAUUCCAAGGUGGUUAAAGGUACCCCCGAUGUUAUCGCACAGUAUGUCUACCAGGAUAUUUUGUUCUUGAAGAAUGAAAUCAAGAAGUAUAAUGAGUUGACGGGUAUUUUUACCACCAACACGUUCUAUUAUAAAGUCUUCAAAAUAUUAGAAGCCGAGCAUGUUCAAGAGUUGCAUAAGUUGAAACAGAAGUUUGAAUAUGAGAGUAAGAAUCCUUCAUUUCAGCGGCAAUUGUUAGAAAUGUACAAAAGAAACUUACAGGAUUAUUCGAACUUGAUGGAGAUCAUGAAGAAUAAUUACAAUCAUGGGAUCUACGAGUCAAACAUUGUCAAUUACAGGUUGGGAUCUCUGUUAUCAGAUGUAUCUUCCACCAACGACAUUUCGAGUAACAGAAAUUCAGUCUUUUCGAGCAACGUGGAUAGGACCUACCAUGACGAUUUGGUAGAGACAACACUUUCAAACAAAGAAAUUGCUGACCAGAUUACAACAGAUGCACCGGAUACGCUACUUGAUCCCAUUUCGUUCAACUUGUUUAGUGAUCCAGUGAUUACACCUAGUGGAAUAACUUAUGAAAAGUUACACUUGGUAGAGCAUUUACAAAAAAAGGGAAAAUUUGAUCCAUUGACUAGAGCUCCAUUAACAGAAAGCCAGUUGUAUCCAAAUUUAUUGGUCAAGGAUGCGGUCGAGGAUUAUAUCAGUUCAAAACAAGUAUCUUUCGGCAGUCAGAGAUUAUAAUAUCCUCAUUUUCCUUCGCAUUAUAUAGAAAUUCACGAACAGCAUGCAAAAC